Capra hircus (goat) is the source of this 3982-nucleotide messenger RNA. RefSeq names its product alpha tocopherol transfer protein like (gene TTPAL). Bases 123 to 1181 code for a protein of 352 amino acids. Gene Ontology annotation, cellular component: membrane. Lineage: Eukaryota; Metazoa; Chordata; Mammalia; Artiodactyla; Bovidae. Gene Ontology annotation, molecular function: phosphatidylinositol bisphosphate binding. The record is from RefSeq and is a predicted model, not a curated record. The transcript has 6 exons.
CCGGGCCGGCUGGGCAGGGAGUGCGGGUCGGUUCUGUGCGCGCUGCCGGACGAGGCUCCCGCCGCCGAUUGACCCGCGCUCCGCCCCGUAGCCGGGCCGAUUCCACAUGUAAAUGAUACCAUAUGACAUCUGUAAGGGGAUCCUGGGAGCUAAUGUCAGAAGAAAGUGACUCGCUGAGAACCAGCCCUUCCGCGGCCUCGCUUUCGGAAAAUGAGCUGCCGCCGCCUUCCGCCCCCGCCGGCUACGUGUGCUCGCUGACCGAGGACCUGGUGGCCAAAGCCAGGGAGGAGCUGCAGGAGAAGCCGGAAUGGAGGCUCCGCGACGUGCAGGCUCUGCGGGACAUGGUGCGCAAGGAGUGCCCCAACCUGAGCACCUCGCUGGAGGACGCCUUCCUGCUGCGCUUCCUCCGCGCCCGCAAGUUUGACUAUGACCGGGCCCUCCAGCUGCUCGUCAACUACCACAGCUGCCGGAGAAGCUGGCCCGAAGUCUUCAACAACCUGCGGCCUUCCGCCUUGAAGGAGGUCCUGGCCUCCGGCUUCCUCACGGUGCUGCCGCACACCGACCCCAGGGGCUGCCACGUCCUCUGCCUCCGCCCAGACAGGUGGAUCCCGAGCAACUACCCAAUUACGGAAAACAUCCGAGCCAUAUACCUGACAUUAGAGAAACUCAUUCAGUCUGAAGAAACCCAGGUGAAUGGAAUUGUAAUUCUUGCAGACUACAAAGGAGUGAGCUUAUCAAAGGCAUCUCAUUUUGGCCCUUUUAUAGCCAAAAAGGUGAUUGGCAUCCUUCAGGACGGUUUCCCCAUUCGGAUCAAAGCAGUCCAUGUAGUGAAUGAACCUCGAAUAUUUAAAGGUAUUUUUGCCAUCAUAAAACCAUUUCUGAAGGAGAAGAUAGCAAACAGAUUUUUCCUUCACGGGUCUGACCUGAACUCUCUCCAUACAAACCUUCCAAGAAACAUCCUCCCCAGGGAAUAUGGGGGCACGGCUGGAGAGCUGGACAUCACCGCCUGGAAUGCGGUGCUGCUGGCCUCGGAGGAGGACUUCGUGAGGGAGUUCUGCCAGCCGGGCCCUCCCUGUGACAGCAUCCUGGGCCAGGCCCCGCCACCCGAGGGGCUGAGCUCAGAGGCGCCCUGUGAUGACUCCAUGCGGGCCGUGAAAUCGCAGCUGUACUCCUGCUACUAGCCAGUCUCCCGCGAACGUCACCAUCUUUACCACCUUUCCUUCUUUCUUCGGAGAGGCCCAAGGAGGAUUCGAGGUGCCAGGGAUUGUCUUGCUCCUUGGAACGGAACUGCAGCAUGGGGGAAAAGCCUGGAGAGCUCUGAGCCACAGGGUGAGGUUUGGGUGGCUUGAAUGACUCUGGAAGACAUGGAGAAAGUCCCCCAGCAAUUCCAAAAUAUUUGGAAUCCCAGUGUGCAGCCAUGAACGUGGAAGCCGUGUCUGGUAAUUACAGAGCUCAAAGCAAGAAACAUCAGGACCAACGUCACUUUGAUCCCACAUUCCAGGAGAAAACCCCGAUUGGCCAGGCAGAGCAUUCCUGAGAGACGAUUUGACCACGCCUGCCAGGGGGCCACAUGUAAGAUGGUGAGAUUGUCUUCAAAGAGACUACAGACCUCUCUCAUCUUGAAAGUCUGAGGGUCUGGAAAGCACCUUCACUGAAUCAUGCAAGAGGACAGAAGCAGCACCUCGGGAACCAGGGACCUUAUGUACCCUUGGGAUUCAUGGGCUGAAUCUUGCAAUAGAACUUUAAAGUUUUCCCGAACCCAUUAAGCCUUAGUCCUGGUUCUCAAAAGAAUCAUACGUGAUCCUAGACGCACAUGAGUUUACUCAACCAAGAAGCCUGGAUGUCAGUCCUGUGUAGCUAAAAGAAUUCUGGCCUAAGAAUUAUGAGACCUGGGCCCCAGCCUUAGAUGUGUUUCUGUGGACAGGACACACGAGCCUCUGUGGGCCUCCAGCCUUCUCAUCUGUAAAAUGAGGCUGAAUGAAGUGAUGAUGAGGGCCCUUUUGUCUACUAAUGGGGCUCUGCGAUUUGGUUAUUUAUUGAAUGUUAGACAUUGGUUUUCUGCCUAGAAAGAGCACUCUCUAGAAACCAGUGGUUGGAUUCUGUAUUUUUGUGGUUUGCAUGGGCCUUCCCAAGAGGGAUGCGUCAUUGUUUUGGCCCUGUCUUUAACGAAAUGAGUGGACUCAGCAAUACCCAUUUUCCUUUCACAGGGAGGGUUAAACUUGAAAAUGAUGGCCUUUGUGAAGGCAGAUGCGAUGCCCAUGAUCUUGGGUGAAUUCCUUCCAACUCGGAGACUCUGGCUUAUAUUUUAAACUUGGCAAUGGUAAAGGGUUAAAUUAAUUGGCAUUCUUAAAAUUUGGCCUCUGGAAAUAAGGGCAAGUUAUUCUGGGACACCUGCUCCCCAACCCACCUGAGUUUCUAUCUCUCAUGUCCUGCAUUUUAGCACUUUAGACCCUUCCUGUCAAGAACUUAGCCUUAGCCCAAGCAUCAAAUUAGGUGGUUCAUCUGAUGGCUUUUGACCUAUUUCCUUUCAUUCAUUCCAUGGAAACUGUGGUGUUGAAAAGUGACAAGUACCACGCAUUGUGUGUGUUACCCUCUCUGUGCACUUGUUAGAGCGCAGCAGGCAAACUGAAUGACUCAGUUAGGACUAGAACAGUCCUCUGACAUGUAAAGGCCAAUCAGUUGUUCAUAAGCUAUUUCUCUCUCUCUAGCACUUUUUUAAAUGUCUGGAGAAGUUGUUGGUGGAAAUGACUUACCUCAUUCGUGCCAAUUCUGGGAAGAACUGUUUUCACCAUAGAAACUAACCUUGGAUGCUCUAAGGAUCUGGCUGGGUGGGAGGUGUCAAAAUACACACCCCGGCUACCUCUAGUCCCGUCUAGACAGUGCCAUGACAAUGAUGGUGUGACCACCAUUGCUGGAAAGGUCUAAAUGGGACAAGUGGGAUGGCUGUAGUAAUGAGUUCAGAACCCAACUGCCUGGGAGAACUGGUCACAGGUUUUCUUAGGUCCCAAAGAGGACAAAGAUUAAAAAACAAACAACAAACAAAAAAAAAACAAUUAAAAAAACAAACAGCCCCACCAAAUUUCCAAGGCUUAAACUGUGCAUUGCAUUCCUGGCCAGUUGCCUUUGUCCAUGUGUCUUAACGUGGGGACGGCCAAGCUCAUCUCCAGAAAUUUCUCAAAGACCAGGAAGGGGUGUUACCCAUUUCCCAGACCUUCCCGGUUAGAUCAAGGAGCUGUUUAGUUCAGCUUCCGAAAGGAGUCAAAGCCAAGGAUUGUCUACCUUCUGGAGCUGCUGGAGCUGCUGUGUUUUAUGUUGGCUCCAGGGAGAGCAAGUGGUUUUGGCACUUCAGGAGGUUUGGUCCGAGCUGUGAAAGCAGGACCUCCCUGGGUGAAAAACGUGGGGGUCUCUGCCUGGCUUCUCUUUACGGCUGCCUCGGCAGGGCAGGGGAAUGACCACAGGGGCACCCUGGGAGUUUCACUCAGCACUGGGGGGACAGUGAUGGAGCAAGUAACUGAACACCAGGAGAACUGAGUGUUUUACUUAAGGGAAAAGUUCUGACUCAUUUCAGACACCUGAAAAGGAACAUUUCCUGCAAUUCAGGGCUAUGUGCUGUACGCAAGGGAAAGAAAUAGUAAACCAGGAGACCCAAGUUCCAGCUUUACUUUGCCACGUGGCCUUGGUCAGCUGCUGAACAUCCCUAAAUCAUCCUAUGAUGAAGGGGGUCUACACUUGAGAGCCCUGAACCCUCUGUUCCUGGCAUCGGAGGAUUUGUUCUCCCCCGCCCACCCCACCCCCGCCACCUGAAUGACUCUUUAGGCAGUUUAGGUCUGAAUGAACUGACAUCUAAUGCUUCCAAAUGAGUCUGUAAGCUUGGGUAAUGGGGUUGGGGAGUUCUUCCUUCUCUUUUAUACAGAAUUCUGGAAAGUUGUGCUUCUUCCUGGAAUUCUGUUCUUUCAUGGCCAGAGGCUGGGAGUAAUCUACA